Messenger RNA from Clunio marinus, 1185 nucleotides. The record is from the annotation of a GenBank genome assembly. Lineage: Eukaryota; Metazoa; Arthropoda; Insecta; Diptera; Chironomidae.
AUGGGAAAGAACACUGUGGGAAAAUUUAUUGGAAAAAAAGAAAGAGGCAGCAUCAACAGCAGCAGCUCAUCAUCAAGUUUGACAAAAGCAAAGUCCGAACCAUCAACAAGCGGCCAUUACACCAACACACAACGGUAUCAAGCGUUGCAUUCCAAUCGUUAUCAGGUUUUUUUUAUUACCAAAAGAAGCUUCAAGCCAUUGCAUGAUCUUCGUGGUCGAGGACAAGAUCAUUGCAACAUAAAAAAGAAAAGACAAACAAGACCACCCAUAAUAUCCGAUGAAUAUGAGAUAGAAAGAAGAGAUUUGCUUAGUGAGAAGAAAAGUUCUUCAUUCAUGGCAAUUCUGGAAACGAGAAGUAAAUCAAGAAAAAACCUCUACGGUUAUAGACUUAAAAGCUUUUUCACAUUAUGUGACGACUAUCAUCAUCAAGUUUUAUUCAUGAUGAUGGUAACAGAACUUGAGUUAUUGAAGACGUUGUCUGCUAUUGAGAACUAUCAAAGAAUAAGAAGAAACAAAGACGAAAAAAAAACUUUAUACACAUUGAUAUAUCUUUGGUGCAUGAAAGAGACGAACGAAAUGAAAAAGUGUAGAAUUAUAAAUAACCAUUUCACUUAUGGUACGACUACACAUUGGCAUUUGUUUUUCUUCGGGGGUAUAGGUGAUUCGACCCUGUGCCAGACUGAGAAAGAGAGUUUAGUAAAAUCAUCAUCAUCAGCACUGUAUCGUCAUUUGUGUAUUAGAACUUUAUCACCUUUGAUGCUUAAAUUUUUUUUCUCCAACAAUGUUCAAAACAAAAUGGCGCAUUUGAAAAAAAAUAAGUCUUGUUCAGAAACCCAACCUAAAUCUUUGAUGUUCCAACACAUAUCAAAACACGACAUCGCUACACGACAACACUACGAAACUUCGGCAUCUACAGACACUAUUCGAAGACCCCAAACAGAUUUGUUUCAUAUAAUUUACUCAAUUAUGUUGUUGUUAGGAGUAAAUCUUACUUUAGCUUCAUCUUUCAAAUGUGAGAUUUUUGUCUGCGAUUUUGAUGAUGAAGAAAAGAUUCGGCUUGACAAGUGUGUGUGUAUGUGUGUUUGUCAGAGCUGUCGCGACAUUACUACAAAUGAGAUCAGUCUACGUUUUCAUUAUAAAAAAAGGCAAAAUAACGAAGACAUUCUUUUGAAAAGUAAUAGAUAA